CUCAUUCACACGCGUCUCUGCAGCAGAUGCACGGUGAAGCUUCUCCGGCGAGAUGAGUGGGCGAGUUGGUGACCUUUGCCUGAAGCAGGCAGAAGCCCUGAAUGAGUUCCGGGACAGAUUGCAGGACAUUCUGCCAAACCUUCCCGCGCAGGAUGACCAUUACCUCCUCCGCUGGCUCAGAGCACGUAACUUUAACGUUUUAAAAGCCGAAGUGAUGAUUAGGAAGCACCUGGAGUUCAGGAAGCAGAUGAAAGUAGAUACAAUCAUAUCUGACUGGAAGCCUCCAGAGGUGAUUGAGAAAUAUUUUUCUGGGGGGAUGUGUGGAUAUGAUCGCGCGGGAAGUCCUGUCUGGUAUGAUGUCAUUGGCCCCUUAGAUCCCAAAGGUCUGCUUCUGUCAGCUACUAAGCGGGACUUCAUGAAGACCAAGAUCCGAGACACAGAGCGUCUCCAGAGGGAGUGUCAGAGACAAUCUGAGAAGAUGGGGAAGAAUAUUGAAGCCAUUACUCUGAUCUAUGACUGUGAAGGGCUUGGGCUCAAGCACAUUUGGAAGCCUGCAGUAGAAACCUAUGGAGAGAUUCUAACCAUGUUUGAAGAAAACUAUCCUGAGGGGUUGAAAAGAGUGUUUCUUAUAAAAGCUCCUAUGAUUUUUCCGAUGGUCUACAAGCUGCUCAAACACUUUCUGCGUGAGGAAACACAAUGCAAGAUUUUCGUUUUGGGAGAUAACUGGCAGGAAGUGUUACGUCAGCAUAUUGAUGCAGAUCAGCUUCCCAUGGUGUAUGGUGGAACUCUUACUGACCCUGAUGGAAACCCCCACUGCCAAACUAUGAUCAACUAUGGUGGUACCGUCCCCAAGUCAUAUUAUGUUCAGGACUCAGUGAAGGUUCAGUAUGACAGCAGUGUGACCAUCGGCCGUGGUGCCACGUUACAGCUUGUGUAUGACGUCAACACCUCCAACAGCCUUUUGAGGUGGCAGUUUGCCAGUGAUGGAGCUGACAUCGGGUUCGGCGUCUACAGGCAGACCCAGAGAGGGGGCAGUGAAAAGGUGGCUGACAUGCUGGAAGUGCUACCGAGUGAACGUUAUAACGCACACCUUGUUCCAGAAGACAGCUCACUCAUCUGCUCAGAGCCUGGAGUUUAUGUGCUGUGCUUUGAUAACAGCUAUAGCCUCCUGCAGCCCAAGAAGGUGAGCUACAAAGUGGAGGUUCAUCCUCCUGCAGACAGCCCCACCCAGAGCCCACAGAGCAGCCAGCAGUGAUGGAGUGUCCCGUCUCCACUACCACCUGCAAAAUACCCAUAACACGUGGUGAAACUCUCUGACCCCGAAUUUAAAGUGAUGUGAUUGGCUGACAAUAUUCACUCUCUAUGAUUUUGUAUCCAGUUGUUUAAGUAGAACGAUAUCGACCUGAACAGGACAACUUAGGGCAUCGACCAAAAUAUUAAACUGAAUUAUAGUAAACGUAACAAACAUUUCAUGCAGCGCCACCUCAACAGCAUCUUUUCCUUUUUUCAUUUCAAACAAAGUAGAUUUAUGGAAGUUUGGUCAUUUUGUGUUGUAAUGAAUCAAAACUUCCUCAAGCCCUCAGGCAGCUCUGAGCAGACACAACACGAGUGUGACAUGGUGCAUGAAUACUGUGCAGGGACAAAUGCCUCGAACAUCACAUUAUAAACAUUAUAAACAGAGCUGGUGCUGGAUCGGCUGGGAGAGCCUGGUCUGCCGCGACCUGUGGGCCCAGGGACCACCGCCCUGCCUGGAGCUGUGCCCAUAAAGGAAACGCCAAGGGCGGUCUGACAGGAGGCGGAAGCGGGGCAGGCUAAGCUAACUGCUAGCCCACCGGCAGUUCCGAUAACACCGAGGGCGGUCUGGCGGCGGCCUUGCCUAGCCUGUGUUUUUAGUGUCAUCGUGUGGAGUGUGGGGAGGCGUGUUGAAGGUGUCUGGCUGGGAGAGCUGGCGCUGGAGCAGCUGGGAGAGCUUGGUCUGCUGCAUCCUGUGGGCCCAGGGACCACGGCCCUGCCUGGAGCUGUGCCCAUAAAGGAAACACCGAGGAUGCAGAAGCGGGGCAGGCUAAGCUAACUGCUAGCCCACCGGCAGUUCCGAUAACACCGAGGGCGGUCUGGCGGCGGCCUUGCCUAGCCUGUGUUUUUAGUGUCAUCGUGUGGAGUGUGGGGAGGUGUGUUGAAGGUGUCUGGCUGGGAGAGCUGGCGCUGGAGCAGCUGGGAGAGCUUGGUCUGCUGCAUCCUGUGGGCCCAGGGACCACGGUCUCGGCUGGAGCUGUGCCCGAAGAGGAAACACCGAGGGCGGUCUGACAGGAGGUGGAAGCGGGGCAGGCUAAGCUAACUGCUAGCCCAUGCAGACCAGCAGCUCCCACAGUCAUCCUGGCUGGCGGUCGCUCUGCUGGACAGUGGUUUUUGAUGUUUAGAUAUGUGUGUUAGUGUGGGUAUGUGUGUUCUUGUUGCUCUUGUAGGUUUUGGACUUGUGUUUUUGUCUCUGUGUUGCACUGCUGUGGGCUGGGGAAACCAUGUUUCAUGUGCGCAAGUGCAUGACAUGAAAUGACAAAUAAAGGGUUUCUGACUCGG
Messenger RNA from Lampris incognitus (smalleye Pacific opah), 2574 nucleotides. Its product is annotated as SEC14-like protein 2. NCBI's taxonomy places the organism in Eukaryota, Metazoa, Chordata, Actinopteri, Lampriformes, Lampridae. The coding region runs from base 53 to 1255 and encodes 400 amino acids. The transcript has 12 exons. Gene Ontology annotation, cellular component: cytoplasm. The record is from RefSeq and is a predicted model, not a curated record.